Fusarium graminearum PH-1 is the source of this 1332-nucleotide messenger RNA. RefSeq lists its product as uncharacterized. The transcript has 5 exons. NCBI's taxonomy places the organism in Eukaryota, Fungi, Ascomycota, Sordariomycetes, Hypocreales, Nectriaceae. The coding region runs from base 1 to 1332 and encodes 443 amino acids. The record is from RefSeq and is a predicted model, not a curated record.
AUGUGGAAUGCAACAGGUCCCGACUCGAAUCGAAAUGCUCCUCCAGGGGUUGUCCCUGACUACAACCACCCUGAGGAUGUAUACUGGACGCUUAAUAUCGUUUUAGCAGUGAUCUGUGUAUUUUUUACCACGACUUUCUUUCUCGUACGAGUUUAUGUCAAACGUACAAUUAGUCGCAAUAUAGGGGUUGAAGAUUGUUUGUGUAAUUAUGUAUUGUACAACGGUUUUAAUGAGUACAUAGUGGCCCGAUAUGGAGCAGGUUACCAUGCUUGGGAGAUACGCAAACCGGAAUACUACAAUUGGCUCAAGUGGUUCUACGCCAGUACCGUUGUGUAUAUCCCUGCCUCCUUUUUUACCAAAGCGACCAUCCUCCUCCUUAUGGCACGAGUCUUUGCUGUCGAACCGCGAGUCUCCAAGGGAAUUCGAAUAUUCAUAUGGGCGUUACUAGUCGCAUACGUCCCGAUCCAAAUAUUGCGAAUCGUCAAUUGUUAUCCUAUCCGAACAUAUUGGGAUCCCAAAGUCCACAACGCCCAUUGCCUCAACCAACGAAAGAUAUUCUUUUCGGACUUGUCGCUAUCAAUCGUUACCGAUCUCAUCAUUCUUCUUGUGCCGAUACCGUUGACAUGUCGACUUAAUUUGUCUGUCGGGAAGAGAAUCAAGAUUGUGCUGCUUCUGGGAGCUGGAGGGAUUGCGACGGCUCUAACGCUUUUUCGAGUGGUUAAAGCAGUUGACUUUCUCAACUCUGACGACAUCACAGUGGAUUAUACUCCAAUUGCCAUUCUAACGAAUCUUGAAAUCACCAUUGGCUUUGUUUGCGCCUGUUUACCUUCACUCAAUAUGUUGAUUGAGCAUCAUAUUCGAAGACGAAGACGACAACGAGAAACCCAAACCGAUCGCCGCGACCGAUCACGAGCUUCCAUGAUUAAAAGACAUUUCAGAUGGAUGAGUUCCACCACACAUGCAUCUCCGCCGCCAUCUCGACCUCCGAAUAGAGCUUCAGGUGGAAUGAUUGAUCUGGACGUGGAAAUGGCCAUGUUGACAGGUCAACCUGUACAACUACGAUCAGAGAGAUUGAGUAGCACCGAGUCUAUUGGACUUCGGCCACUUGGUCAUCGACUUAAUUCAGGGGAUGGAAGACGAGAGGGAUGGCUAUCCCAGGAUCAGGACGAUCAAGACGAGUUGCACGAUAGCAAGUUUAUCAUGAAAAUGGUGCAAGAUUCGAGAGCCAGGGCCGAAGAAGGGGCGAAAGAAUCUUGGUGUCCAGUCUGGGAUGGACCUAGAGAUCCUUUGGCCAGUCAUGGGAGCUGGAAGUAUAGCAUACGGACGCAUUAG